Lingula anatina is the source of this 2812-nucleotide messenger RNA. RefSeq lists its product as uncharacterized. The record is from RefSeq and is a predicted model, not a curated record. NCBI's taxonomy places the organism in Eukaryota, Metazoa, Brachiopoda, Lingulata, Lingulida, Lingulidae. Gene Ontology annotation, biological process: regulation of apoptotic process.
AGGACAAGUCACCAUAAAGAUAUUGGUUAAUGGUGUGAAGAUUGACCCUUCCAAAGAACCAGGCUUGUCUUGCAGCAAAAGAGAGUGGCUCCAUCUGGAGGACAUUAAGCCAGAAUCUAAACCUCUGCCGCGAACACGUUCCAUUGAGCUAAUGGAGAUUCAGGAUAUAAGGGAGGAUCAAAAAAGUGUCAAGAAGAAAAGUUCAAAGUGCCUAUGUUUUUGUUUCAUGCGGUCCUUCACCAAGGGAAGCAAGAAGGAGCGAAAGAGAACAGAAAGCUACAGUGCUUAUGUGGUUGGCAAUGGCAACAACCACAGUGUGCCACCUGGUGGCCAGAAGGACAAGACUGGCAAUGAGGGCAAAAAUGGUGCACAUCCAGACACUGAUGGUGCUAUCACUAAUGGCAAUGGCCAAAUAACCAAUAGGAACCAGCCUCCCAAAACUGUCGACCCAGCCUUAAAGAAAGUCUUUGAAAAUAAAUCUGAAUUAUUUUACAAAGAAGUUCAAGAAGCUUCCUGUCAGACCCAUGUGGAUUUUGUCAAGUAUUUGGAACAGAUGAGGGGGAUCCUCUUCAUGCAAAUUAACACUGACAGUGACCUCUCUGUGAUUUGCAUAUGCAUGAAGUUGAGUCAGCUGACCCAGCUGAAACAAGACUGGAGGAAUGGUAACCUAUUGAAAGAUGUGGAGAGUUGUCUCGUUAAUGAUACAAUCUUACAAGUCAUUGGUGCAAAAGGAUUGAAACUCCAAGUAGAGCUUCAGGAAGAGGAACUUAAUUUUGCUGAGCAGGAACUAUCAACGUAAAUAUCCCAAAGACGUUGAAAUGUUUUAGGGAGAAUUUUACAAAUAUUGGAGCAAAUGAUUUGCAAUUUGAAUCAGAACCUUUUUUGUGAAUUGGUGAUAAUAACUGAAUUGUCACAAAGAAAGUUUUUCUCUGAGAACAGUCUUAAGUUUUAUAUUGACAAGGUAGAGAUAGAGUAGAAUCUGUAGCACUAUGAAAAGUGAAAGUAGUAAAUAAAGUGCUUUGAUAUGGAGUGGCUUUCAGGAAGACUGAUGUAUACUCAAAACUAAAAUAACAUUUUUCUCAAAGAACAGAUAUACUUAUUUCCACGCCUUUCCACUAUUUCAGUGUCUAACGUGAUGUCAUUCAGAAACUGUUCUUGUAACUUAAAAUACAUGAAACAGCAGCUAAAAUUCUUUGCUGGCCAUUGUGUAAAAUUUAGAAUUUUCACCACAGCAUUACUAGUAUAAACAGGAGUUAAAUAUCAGCUGUUUUGUUGACACCAAAGACAUGCUUGUUAAGAAUAUAGUAAUACUGUGUCAGGGUGUAUUAUCAUGUUAGUGCAUGUAUAGAGCCAUCUAUUUGAGGCCCACUUACAUAUCAAGAAAGAAAUAUUUAUGGUCACUUUCAGGUAGUAGAAUAGAAUGCUUUCAAAUGUGGCUCUGCCAUUUUGGAGCAAAGUGUUCUUCAUCAUCAUCAUAAUAAUAAUAAUAAUGAUUGUAGUAAUUUGUGUAAUCUUUUUGGGUUGGGUUGGUUUUUGGCAAGUUUAGUUUCAAAGUAAGAAGACCAAGGUGUCAUUAAAUAGUACCAUGCAAUAUUAUUAAUAUUAUUUAUAUUUGUUUUAAUGACCAAGUGUAAAUCAACAAGCUUGAUGUGGAAAUUAGUCAAGGAAAUAUUGCAACAGGAGAGAACACAGUUAAUGUUGCAAAUCAUAUAAGAUCAUUGAGCCAAGUACUAGAAUAUUUAUUGCUGCUGUGUAAAUAUCAUAACACAUAAUCAGCAGAAAACAUCACUAGCACAUAGUAAAAAAAAUUGUUACAAUCUUGGCAAUGUGAGUGGAUUUUGAAAAAGCAUUUGAUAAAGUAGAAUAUGAACUGGGUUGUUGAAAUUUGGGGAACAUGUCAUGAACAUCCUCAGCAGUGGUGUCAUGUUAGCCAUGACAGAGGUCAUGCUUGCCAUGACAGAAAUACGAUUCAAGAUAUAUAUAUAUAUGUAUGCAGGCCAAGAGAAGGGAGAUCCUUCAACAUUCAUUUUAUCACAUGUAUUUAAGGAAAGGCUUGGAAAAUGCUUAAGUGAUGUGCAAGUGGGGCACUAAGUUUAAGAGUUUUGCUUAGUAAGUUUCAUAGUUUCUGAAACAACACAUGAACACACUUUUAUACAUUACUUUGCUAUGUGGUAAAAGUAUUAUUUUAAGUUAUCUAUAAGUAAUUUUUUAACAGUACAUGUUCAGGUGGUGCUUAAUUAUUUAUUGCAUGGUUUUGCUAAGGACAAACAGUUAAGUUGAUGAAAUAGGUCACAUGAAUAGUGGCACUUUUGCUUGUCAAGAAAGGAUGUAGAAUUUUUUUUUUCGCACUACUAUAUGUGCAAGGUGUGCUUAGAUAUUUAUCACAUGGUUUUGGCCAAGACCAGCAGUUGCCUUUGGUCCUGAAUUGACACACACCACGUGGAUAGAUGGCGUUGUUGCUUGUCAAGAAAAGAUGAAGUAUACAAGACAAAAGUAUUCAAAUUAUCAGCAUUUGCUUUGGCAAAUGUCUUAAUUUUAAAUUGGUCUUAUAAUUUUAGAUAUGGCUUGGUUAUGACAUAUUUCUUAUAUUAAUCAAAGGAGUAUGAAACUCGCAGCUGAGGCCAUUGCACUGAGAUAUCUGAUAUAGUAGUUACUCAUAUUGGUGUCGACUAAUAUUGUUAUGACGUCCUUCUAUAUCUAAACAGUAACUGGCUUUUACCAAAAGACAUCCUGUUCAAUGUGGUUCAAAUUCAACUCCAUAUUAAAAAAACCAUUGGAAUGGUUGAAAACUAUAAGACCUGUAUCUGCCUUU